UCUCAAGAAUAAGACUUACAAAGUAGUAAUUCUUUAUUUUCACGAGCUACUGCUGCACUAUAAAAUCCUGGCCGGGCCUCAAGUGCAUUUGUAACAAAGACAAUUUUUGUACCUGCCUGUACUCGAGCAAACCAAGAUUACUCGCAGAUAGCUACGCAAAUUGUUGGUUUUCGGUGGUAUUCUGAUUCUACUCAACAACAUAUACUAAGAUGUCUGAGGACAAAGGACUGACCACUCGUAUUGAUCGAAAGCUUUCUGGGCUAUCAAAUUCAUUUAGCAAGCAACGGAUUUUCAGAGUCGAUCAUAAACUUCGCAGCCAAAAUGAAGUGGCGUACGAACCACAGAUGUUCUCUAUCGGGCCUUAUCAUCACGGUAAGGAAAACUUGGUAAAAUCGCAGACGUAUAAGCUGUGGUACUUGAAAGAGCUUCUCCUUCGAAGAGGCGAGUCAAGUACUGAGAGAUACAUCAAUGCCUUAAAAGACCUUGAAGAUGAAGCUCGAAGUUGGUAUGCAGAAGAAGAUAUGAUUGGUCUUGGUACUGAUGAAUUUGUUGAAAUGAUGCUACUUGACGGGUUCUUUAUCAUUGAGAUUUUGAGGAAAUAUGCUGGUUGGUGCCUGUACAAAGAUUAUCCCCUUAAUUACGGCCCAAAACAAGGUGAUCCCAUCUUCCUGAAUCGUAGGAUAAUGGGAUGUCUGUUCAGGGACAUACUACUGUUUGAAAAUCAACUGCCUUUCUUCAUCCUGGUUCGUCUGUUUGAAAUGACCAAGUCACCUGGAGGAGCUGAGGAGGAGAACCUCGUUGAUCUUGCCAUUUUCCCUCAUUCACCUCUGCAUCUCUUUUUCCCAGGUGAGAAACCUGUAUCAUUACCGAAUCCUACCACAAACAUUGCUGGAAAUGUUGGAGAUGUCGUUCAUCUUCUUCACCUGUUGCACGAGUGCUGGUGUUGGUCAUUUGCUGGAAAACUAGCAGGUGGUAAUCGAAGCCCAGAAAACGGGGAUCCAGGUGACAUUUAUUCCACAAGCGGCUGGGAUUUGGAGAAAGGUGUAUCCGCAACCCAGCUACCCAAAAUUACUAGCAUCUUGCACUGUUUUCCAUUUGCUUCAAAACCAGCAGCUGAUCAUCAAAGCCAAGAGAAUGGGGAUUCGCAAGACAAUUGUUCCACAAGUGGCGAGGUGAACGAGCACAUAAAAUGCGCAAGCGAGCUACGACAAGCCGGGAUAAAGUUUGAGACGGCUAACAAAAGUGUAUCGUGGCUGGAUAUUGCUUUUGAAAAGGGGGUAAUGAAAAUCCCGACUCUGGACGUUCAUGAUGUUACAGAAUGCGUCUUCAGAAACUUAAUUGGGUUUGAACUUUACAUGAUUAAUGGACUGUAUGAUAGAAGAUAUGUAAUUGAUUAUGUCACGUUCAUGGAUAGUCUCAUUGCUUCCUCAAGGGAUGUUGAAAAGCUUCGACGCCAAAAAAUUAUAACCAAAUGGUUAGGUGAUGAUGAAGCGAUAUCUUCAGUGUUUAAUGGACUUGUGAAGGAGGUCGAGACUUAUACAGGCAACGAUGUCUUCUGUUACUCGAGAGUUUUCAAGCAAGUGAACGAGUAUUCUAGCCGGCGUUGGAACAUCUGGAGGGCUCAUCUGAUGAGGAAUUAUAUCGAAAACCACUGGUCCGUCAUGUCAAUUGUGUUGCUCAUUCUGACAUUUGUGCAGACCAUAUUUUCUAUCCUACAAUUCGAAAAUGAAUAG
Molecule: messenger RNA, 1733 nt
Organism: Coffea arabica (coffee)
Lineage: Eukaryota; Viridiplantae; Streptophyta; Magnoliopsida; Gentianales; Rubiaceae
Product: UPF0481 protein At3g47200-like
Source: RefSeq, a predicted model, not a curated record